CAAACAGUCUUCAUACACUGAGGCUAAGAGCUCUGCUGGACCUAGCACAAGCUUCCAAUACAAGAAGGGAUAAACGCACAUCUCAAAGCGGCGGCGCCGUCACACACUCGCACACAGACAUACAAACCCACUGUCUCUCUCUUUUUCUCACACACGCGCACGCAAACACAGAGACAAGCGCACGCACCGAGGAGCAAACAGUCUCUCUCUCUUACUCUCUCUCUCUCUCUCGCUCACCCACUCUCCUCUCCCUCCCAUCCACACACACUCACACACACCACUACAGUAUAUCAGCUAGCGACUCGCAGAGAAAAGGAGGGGAGAGCAGAAAUGAAUGUGAAGAUCUUGACGCUGGUGAUUGUGCUGGUGGUUUCUCUGCUGUGUUCAGCCAGUGCUGGUCCAGUGGCCUCCACCGAGCAUAGCAAAGAGCUAGAAGAGGUGGGCAGCAUGAGGACUCCUUUGCGGCAGAACUCCGCUCGAGCCGGGCGGAACCAAAGACCUUCUGGCUGGAGGAGGAGACGCCCUCGACCCCGCCUCUCCCAUAAGGGGCCUAUGCCAUUUUAGAGCAAGGCACAGCUUAAAGUGCCCUCCCCCUUGGUUCUGAUUUCUAUGCUCUUCCUUUGCCUUGGGGGGCCUUCCAACAAGGGGCCUUUGCUAGCCCAGCCUGAAGAGUGAUGUCCAUAGCACCUGCUGGUUCUUCAAGCAACUCUUCUUCUGUCCACAAAAAACCAGGACAAGCCACUCACCCUCAGCUCAACGAAGAAUUGUGGGCCGGGAAAAGGGGUGGGGGGUAUUGAGCCCGAGCUAUCAGAUUCUGUCUCUCUCUCUUAGUCUGUCUCUCUCCACCUGUGGUUUUCCUCAUUUGCUUUCUAGAGCCCUUUCAUGGCCACACUUUGCAUGAUGUGUGAGCAGUGGGGAGCCUGGUCCAAACAGUUAUAGUCUGAAAGCGUCAGUUUCUUCUCUGAGGUGUGCUCGACCCAUUCCUCCAAACGUCAAGGUGACCACAGCGCUUUGUUUCAUUGCUAUGAAGUGGCUUAUAAAUGAUGUUGAUGAGGGAGAGAAGUGGCAGGGAACCAAAAGUAAAGGCACUGUUUUGAACGACCUCAUCAGGGUCCGAUAUGGCCAGGUCGGCAACUUUCGUUUUUUAUACAUCUCAUCAUCUUGCCUACUACAAAAACCAGACCGUGUUUUUCAAGAGAGUAUCUUAACCUUAUCAAAGCUACAUGAUUUAGUUACGAUGGCUGAUUAUAAUAUUACCUCGGAAAAUUAUUGCUUUGUUGAAAGGAUAUAAUCAGGUUUCCAGUAAACGUUUCGAUUACAUUUCAUCCAUCUUCUUACGCGACUCUCAUUUCAUUGUGCCGUCCGAUGGGCAUUACACAUCACCCUACCAAUAAUCCUAAGAGCCGUCAGCACUCAGAGGCUUAAAGAUAAAGCCACAUUUUCUCAUUAUAAAAUCACACUCCACUUCAAUGAGCGUGAGAUCAUCAGUCCUGAGCCCUCUUCUCCCCCAUGAAACAUGCUGCUUUAUGGCAGAAAUACAUGACUGUUAACUGGCCAGGGUGAUCUGCUUAACACGCGGACCAUCUCUCCUUUUAAUGAAGUGCCAAAUAGCAAAUCUACUCCACAGUGCUGCCAAGAGAAGAAAAGAAGUACCUCUUAUUUUGGGGAAGCAUAACAUCUAACCACAUGUAUGCAUUUUGUCACGUUUGUUUCAACAUCCAAUGUAAAGGCAAUGGUAGCAAAGAUCACAGUUAAAAGACAUAGACCAAAAAACAAUGCUAUUUGUGCUCUCUAUUCUCAUUAUUUGGCUGUAUUGUCACCCUACACUGGCAAAUGUCUUUAUUUUACAUUAUACUGGAAUUAAUUUCUUAUUGGUUUUCAUUCUUUUGUUGUUAAGUUGAUUUUCUCAGGGUGCUGUGACAGAAGCCUGCGUGCUCAAUAUUACAUGCAUUUAUUUAAAAAAUCACAUUAUUUGUAUCUGCACCAUUUAGCUUCAUGUUAUGUAUUCACAGCCGUAGCUACAUAUCCAGACUACGUUUAUACAAACCAUUAUUGUUUUUCUCCCCAUUGGGAGCAGUUGCCUUUUGGGUUUAAGCUUCUUUAGGUGGCUGUGAUGGCCACAUCCUCAUUUUAGGUGGGUAUUGAUAAAACCGUUCUCAACUCUCAAAGAGCUCAAUCGAAUUGGCAUGAAAUGACCCACACCUACCCCAGUUGAUUUACCUUUAUGAUGUAAUAAUCAUAAUCGUAAAACCCCAGUGGCCCCUAGAGGUCUGUUUUGACUUCACUUGUAGCUUUCAGUAAGAUACCAGUAAUGAGGCAGAGAUAAAAGGCUUUUACGAGACUGUUAACCAAACAUAACUCCAAUGCUUAAUUAGACAACGCAGAUAAAAGUUAUUUUAUGCAAAUUAGCAUUUUAGUCCCUCCCCUUGUGUAUCCUCCACAAAAAACUGAAACCACAGCAGUAAAACACCCGGCUCACCUUGAUUAAAAAUGUAUCAAAUCUUAGGGCACUGUGAAUACAAAUAAUUCCAGUCAUGCCGUUUUUAUCUUACGCUCUCUCAGAUGUGGAUUUCUUUAGUGCUUUCUCAGAAGGACAGCACUCGGAAAAGCUCUGCAUCAUGAGGUCAGACGCAGACAAGAUCAAGAUGAGUUUCUAUUUGUAAGACUGGGGCAGUUACAGUACACUCCAAAAGUACUUUGCAAAGUAAUGCACACUAUUGUUCAUGAAUGUAUCUCUACCAUCUUCACCUGAGCUCAGCUGUAGGUUAGCCUUGAAUCUAGAAUAACUACCCUGUUACUGCAACACAUGACAACCAACCCCAAACCCUCUACCCACUGAUGGUGAUGGUUAUCUGUUUCAUUGAACAUCCAAAGACAAAUAUGACAAAAUCCAAAGCUGGCUAUAGCACAGACCCCUAUCAAUCAUUUGGCAUUCCUCCAACACCUCUGUGCGGAUAUGCAAGGCUGCACUUUUGCAAUUCCAUUAUGCUGCUGGAAAAAUAAAUCCUGAAAACGUCUUUUGGCAUGUAAUGGUUUUCCAGUGUCUUGUGACAAUUAAAUUGACUGAUUCUUGUCUAGCUGGUUGUCCAAAGCUUACGUUUCUCGAUACAGCGAAGAAAGCUGUAUUUUAUUUUUGUGUGUAUGGUCGUAUAAAAGUGUAGAAAUAUUAGUCUGCCGCACAAUAUGUCGUGGACACACCAUCUUCUGCUGUCCCUCAGCACAUCGGGUUAACGGAGCUUGUGGGGUAAAGAGUACAAGCAUGUCCAGAGGCAAACCAAUAAAUUAUACUUACAGAGCACAAAUCAUUUUCUAUAUAUAUUUUUUUUAUGAUAAAGAACUCAUUCCUAUUCUCUUAUGUGUUUCAGUCCAAUUUGGCACCAUUGUUAUGUCCUAUGCACUUGUAUACAUGUUCAACUGAAUUAUUCCAAGUUCUUUUGGUCGAGUCCAAACAAAAUGUAAGGGAAAGGAAUCCAGUAGGUGUUUGUGUGUUAAGAAAAGAGAUGUGGGAGGUCUUAAGAGUUUCAAGAAAGUAGAAAACAGAUAUACAAUCAGUUUGACCCUUGUGAUCCACUGCACUGGUUUUACCAAGACGUUUAUUAGGGCACACUGCUCUGCUUUUCAUCGCACAUUCGGUCGCUUGUUUUUGAUUAGCUGGUCACAGCACAUGUAAGAUAUGGCAACAAGAUCAAGUAACAGAAAUCCAAUCCCAACAAUUCGCAAAUGAAACAGCGAGCGAGACGUUGAGAAUAAUCCGAUUAUUCUGUUGCUUUGAGUUCGACUUCACACCUACAGUAUACAAAAGAGCUCUGUGAUUUUAACCUCUAUCUGCAACAUGCAUCCAUUCACAUGGCCAGUUUGGUCAGCACACCCAUCCAUUUUGAAUGGAGAACUCUACUCAAAUCUUUUAUCAGGCCAGGCAAUUCAUCAGUAUUAGUGGGCCACAUUAAAAGCAGCAUAAUGACAAGGCAUUAAUCCUCCUCUUUAUUUCUGUCGGAGGUGUGUGCUCAUCAAACUCACCUGGCCAAAUGUACAGUCCCUGUCUCUGUUUUGAUGUUGAACUGGGCUAAAACAAAUGAAUAAAUAAAUGAAUUAAACAAGUGUAUCGAAAAUUGUUGAAAUACUGUGUACAUAUUUGAACUUUUUGUUUCUAAUUUAUAAAAGAUAAGCUUUAGCUCUUGGAGUACUUAUUUUAUUUUUUUCCUUUCAUGCGUAGCUUUGUGUUUUUAUUUUCUAUUUCUGUAAAGUGUGUAAAUAUAUCUUUAUGAUAAUAAGUAAUAUUAAAAAAUCUUAU
This is a messenger RNA of Paramisgurnus dabryanus, 4291 nucleotides long. It is a transcript of the gene apln, whose product is annotated as apelin. Gene Ontology annotation, molecular function: apelin receptor binding; hormone activity. Gene Ontology annotation, biological process: signal transduction. The record is from RefSeq and is a predicted model, not a curated record. NCBI's taxonomy places the organism in Eukaryota, Metazoa, Chordata, Actinopteri, Cypriniformes, Cobitidae.